Messenger RNA from Anthostomella pinea, 1362 nucleotides. NCBI's taxonomy places the organism in Eukaryota, Fungi, Ascomycota, Sordariomycetes, Xylariales, Xylariaceae. The record is from the annotation of a GenBank genome assembly.
AUGUCGUCUUCUGAUGCCCGCGUGCACUGCGAUGUUGUUUGCAACGUCUCCAGUGCUCAACCUACCAGUCCUGCGACCGCAGAUACACUGACUGCCGAGAACAUGCAGCCUGCUGUCGCACCGUCCCACCAGACCUCGGAUGAUCAGCUUGGGGUCUGCGAGCCGGACACGACCUCUGACACCCAAGAACCUACCAAAGUGCAGAUGACCACCGACAGCGCUGAGCAUGACGCCGUCAAUGAGCCCGAUCUCAAGGAACUCGACGCUAUUGAAGAUCAUGCUAUGCCCAACACCGUGGAUAGCAACCCGUUGGCCAAGCACAUCAUCGGAUCACCUACUACACCCACUACCCAGGCCGGCGAGUCCAUUGUUCCUGAGACCACAGUGAAUGCCACCGCAGCCGCUACGGAGGAGAACAAGAACGAUGUCCACGAUGAGCAGAUUCUCACCACCAGUGACGACAAACCCAAGGACAUCAAUUCCAUUCGAAUGUCCACCAACAUGAGCACCAAAGGUGGCCAGCCUGAGAUGAGCGGACCCAGUUACGCCCCCAACAUGCCUAUCGCUAAAGUCAACGAGUCCGAGAUCCACGAGUCCAGCGAAAUAUCCACUGCACCCGCGAUUGCAGUUGAGGAGCCCGAGACCCAUGAGACCACCGAGGUGCAGGCUGUUGUUUCGGAGUCCCAGCUGGUGGUAGACAAGUCUGUCGACAUGACUGCUACGCCUGAUUCCCAGGGCAGUCCUGAGACCCAUGAGGUUGCCGGAGACCUCGUGCUUACCAAGACCGACAACCUUCUGACCGAUUCUGCAACCAAUACUCCCAGCCCAGCUUCGGCCCAUGAAGACAAACCGAGCGCUGACGAGUCUACCGGCUCCCAGAAACUGACUACCGAGGCCAUGUCUAACAGCUACGAGUCUACCGGACAGGAGAAGAGUGGAUGGGACGAAGUGGUGACGACAGAUGACAAGCAGGAGAUUCAGAGUUCGACUGCCACAAACGUGUCUCCGGCCAAGAAGCAGAACGCGGACGUGAUCGCAUCCACCCGCGAUACCUGGGAUCAUGCCGACAAGUCUGGUGCCGCUCCCGGGUCCAUUUCGGCACAGCAGCUCCGAGCAGCAUCUCUUGCGGCCCCGAUCAAUCAACCUCGAAACAUAUCGGUGUCUGGUCCUACCACUAAGCCUCAGAAGCCCCUUUCCCCGACCGCACCUGUAUUCACUUCCCAAUACAAGAAGCCGGCUGCAGGAGCACGCGUUACCGAGCGCUUUGAGGGGGCGCGCCUCAUUGUCGACCAGGAAGAAUUCCAGCGAGAUUGCAAGCGAUGGGGCUUAAAGGGGUUGAGCGCUUCCCGCUGGAACAAAUGA